GCGGGGUCCUGGCCGCAGCGCGCUCCGCCCCCCGCAUCCCGGAAGUGAAGGCGCCGCUCACUUCUGGCCGCGGCCGCCGCUCGGAGGAGACUUGGGCGCCCCUCCCCCCGCAGGAGUCUCAGCAGCCCCUCCGGCGCCGCCAUGGCGGAGAACGACGUGGAUAACGAGCUGCUGGAUUACGAGGAUGACGAGGUGGAGAACCAGGCGGCCGGCGACGGGGUGGACGUGCCCCCCAAGAAGGACGUCAAGGGCUCCUACGUCUCCAUCCACAGCUCCGGCUUCCGGGACUUUCUGCUGAAACCCGAACUCCUCCGGGCCAUCGUCGACUGCGGCUUCGAGCACCCCUCGGAAGUGCAGCACGAGUGCAUCCCGCAGGCCAUCCUGGGCAUGGACGUGCUGUGCCAGGCCAAGUCGGGCAUGGGCAAGACGGCCGUGUUCGUGCUGGCCACGCUGCAGCAGCUGGAGCCCGUCACGGGGCAGGUGUCGGUGCUGGUGAUGUGCCACACGCGGGAGCUGGCGUUCCAGAUCAGCAAGGAGUACGAGCGCUUCUCCAAGUACAUGCCCAGCGUCAAGGUGGCGGUGUUUUUCGGGGGCCUGUCCAUCAAGAAGGACGAGGAGGUGCUGAAGAAGAACUGCCCCCACAUCGUGGUGGGGACGCCGGGCCGGAUCCUGGCCCUGGCGCGCAACAAGAGCCUCAACCUCAAACACAUCAAGCACUUCAUCCUGGACGAGUGCGACAAGAUGCUGGAGCAGCUCGAUAUGCGCCGGGACGUCCAGGAGAUCUUCCGCAUGACCCCGCACGAAAAGCAGGUCAUGAUGUUUAGCGCCACCCUGAGCAAGGAAAUCCGCCCCGUCUGCCGCAAAUUCAUGCAAGACCCCAUGGAGAUCUUCGUGGACGACGAGACCAAGCUGACGCUGCACGGCCUGCAGCAAUACUACGUCAAGCUGAAGGACAACGAGAAGAACCGCAAGCUCUUCGACCUGCUCGACGUGCUGGAGUUCAACCAGGUGGUGAUCUUCGUCAAGUCGGUGCAGCGCUGCAUCGCGCUGGCCCAGCUGCUGGUGGAGCAGAACUUCCCGGCCAUCGCCAUCCACCGGGGCAUGCCCCAGGAGGAGAGGCUGUCCCGCUACCAGCAGUUCAAGGAUUUCCAGCGCCGGAUCCUGGUGGCCACCAACCUCUUCGGGCGGGGGAUGGACAUCGAGCGGGUCAACAUCGCCUUCAACUACGACAUGCCCGAGGACUCCGACACCUACCUGCACCGGGUGGCGCGCGCCGGGCGGUUCGGCACCAAGGGCCUGGCCAUCACCUUCGUGUCGGACGAGAACGACGCCAAGAUCCUGAACGACGUGCAGGAUCGCUUCGAGGUGAACAUCAGCGAGCUGCCCGACGAGAUCGACAUCUCCUCCUACAUCGAGCAGACCCGAUAAGGGGCGUCCUCGACACUCCUCGUCCCGCGUCGUCGUCGUCCUUUUGGUGGUUUUAAACCCCCCCAAAGACCCCGUUUCAUUUCCACGCGACCCCGAGAGCUGAUGAGGAGGAUGGAGAAGAUGGCCCAGGCCCUGCCCCCGCCCUGGGGACCGCAGCCCUGCCAGACUUCGGGGGGGCAGGACGGGGGGGAGAACCAUUGGAAGAGCGGACUGGAGCGGUGGGGGGCGUAGCAGGGUUCACCCCCGUCCUGCCCUGCUGUGGGAGAAGGAUCCCACCUCACCCCCCAGCUGUGGGAAGCAUCCCACGACUGCCACCAAUGAGCCCUGGCCUUUGUUGGUGCCGAUGGAAGGGAUCCCACUACUGCCACCAACAGUCCUGGGAUCCACCACCGAGGAGCCCUGAUCCCCCCCCGUGGGCCCUAACCGAGGGAGAUCCCAGUGCUACCACCAGCGACCCCUGGGCUGGGCUCCCUCGCCUGGCGCCAGCGCCGCCCCCCGUCCUGCAAGAAUUUCAACACUAGCGAGCCCUUGGCUCCCCCGGUCCCUGCCACUCGCGGCAAGUUUGUGUUUUUAUAGGAAAUGAGAAAAUCCUGGAAAAAAAAGCUCCCACCCCCCCCCCCGCGUCCUUUUUUUUUAUACCACGGUUGGAGCCGGUUUUACCAGCGUCGGGCGGGUUUGUGCGUUUCCCCAUUUUUCGUUGUCUGCAGGGAGCGUGCGGGGCCGGGCCGGGCGAGCGGGCGCUGGGGGGCAGCGCGGGGGGGGGCCGCUCGUGGGCGGCUUUGGAAGCGUCGCCCUGAGGAUGGAUUAAAAGACUUGUCAGAA
Messenger RNA from Mauremys mutica (yellowpond turtle), 2250 nucleotides. RefSeq names its product DExD-box helicase 39B (gene DDX39B). Bases 142 to 1428 code for a protein of 428 amino acids. Lineage: Eukaryota; Metazoa; Chordata; Testudines; Geoemydidae. The record is from RefSeq and is a predicted model, not a curated record. The transcript is spliced from 11 exons. Gene Ontology annotation, biological process: mRNA export from nucleus; mRNA splicing, via spliceosome. Gene Ontology annotation, molecular function: ATP binding; RNA helicase activity; RNA binding.